Gastrolobium bilobum is the source of this 2073-nucleotide messenger RNA. Its product is annotated as pentatricopeptide repeat-containing protein At2g45350, chloroplastic. Gene Ontology annotation, molecular function: RNA binding; protein binding. Lineage: Eukaryota; Viridiplantae; Streptophyta; Magnoliopsida; Fabales; Fabaceae. Bases 42 to 1916 code for a protein of 624 amino acids. The transcript has a single exon. The record is from RefSeq and is a predicted model, not a curated record. Gene Ontology annotation, biological process: RNA modification.
AUUUAUAGACAACUUUUCUUGCUCAAAAUUUUGAGUCAUUGAUGCUUGUGUGUGCUAAUUCUUCAUACCAACCAUGGGCCUCAACCAUUCCCACGCUCAUCAUGUUCCCCAAAUGCACAACCAUAGAACACGUGAAUCAAAUCCAUGCACGCAUGAUAACAACUGGGUUCAUCAAAAACACUUCCCUCACCACCAGACUCGUUCUCAGUUUCAUUUCUUCACCUCGUGAGCCUCUUUUUGAGUUUGCUCGCUACGUCUUCUUCAAGCACCAUGCUUUUCGUGUUCCCAGUUUGCAAGAUGACCCUUUUCUUUGGAAUGCUGUAAUCAGGUCUUACUCUCAUGGUUCUGACCCAAGAGGGGCUCUUGUUGUGCUCUGCUUGAUGCUUGAAAAUGGGGUUUGUUUGGAUAAGUAUUCGUUUUCCCUGGUUUUCAAGGCUUGUUCUCAGGUGGGUUUGAUGAAAGAAGGAAUGCAGGUUCAUGGGUUGUUGUGUAAAACAAAUCUUGGGUCUGAUGUGUUUUUGCAGAAUUGUUUAAUUGGAUUGUUUGUGAGAUGUGGGUGUGUUGAGCUUGCUCGGCAACUGUUUGAUAGAAUGCCUGAGCGUGAUUCUGUUUCUUAUAACUCGAUGAUUGAUGGGUAUGUGAAGUAUGGGAUGGUUGAAAGAGCACGUGAGUUGUUUGAUGGUAUGCUACCAGAGGAGAAGAAUUUGAUUACUUGGAAUUCAACGAUUAGAGGGUAUGUUAGAUGUGAAGAUGGGCUUGAGUUUGCUUGGAGUUUGUUUCUUAAAAUGCCUGAGAGAGACUUGGUUUCUUGGAACACAAUGAUUGAUGGUUGUGUAAAGCAUGGGAAGAUGGAGGAUGCUCAAGCAUUGUUUGAUGAGAUGCCAGAAAGGGAUUUGGUCAGUUGGGCAACUAUGAUAGAUGGUUAUGCCAAAUCAGGUGAUGUUGUCGCUGCAAGGAGUUUGUUUGAUGAAAUGCCAGGGAGAGACAUCAUUUCUUGUAACUCAAUGAUGACUGGCUAUGUUCAGAAUGGUUAUUGCAUUGAGGCUUUGAAACUAUUCAAUGAUAUGAGGAGGGCAACAAAUAUGAUACCUGAUGAUACAACGUUGUUGAUUGUUCUUACAGCAAUUGCCCAAUUAGGACAUGUUGAAGUUGGAGUUGCGAUACACCAUUAUUUAAGGGACAAUGGGUACUCUCUGAGUGGUAAACUUGGCGUUGCCCUGAUUGACAUGUAUUCAAAGUGUGGUAGCAUUGAGAAUGCUAUCUCAGUGUUUGAGAAUAUCAAACAAAAAUGUGUUGAUCAUUGGAAUGCUGUAAUUGGUGGCUUAGCUAUUAAUGGAAUGGGUGAAAUGGCAUUCGAAUUUUUCAUGGAGAUGGAAAGGCUUUCUAUUAAACCUGAUGAUAUCACUUUCAUUGGAGUGUUGAGUGCUUGUAGCCAUGUUGGCAUGUUGAAGGAGGGACUGAUAUGUUUUGAGCUCAUGCAAAAAGUUUACAAGCUGGAACCUAAAGUGCAACACUAUGGAUGCAUGGUGGAUAUGUUUAGUAGAGCAGGGCAUGUUGAAGAAGCCAAGAAACUAAUUGAGGAGAUGCCUAUUGAACCCAAUGAUGUGAUUUGGAAGACUUUGCUAAGUGCUUGCCAAAUUUAUGAAAACUUAUCUAUAGGAGAGCCUAUAGCUGAGCAAUUGAUUCAGCUAAAUUCAUGCAAUCCAAGUUCCUAUGUGCUCCUAUCUAAUAUUUAUGCCAGUUUGAGCAUGUGGGACAACGUUAAAAAGGUUAGGACAGAAAUGAAAGAAAGACAAUUAAAGAAAAUUCCAGGUUGUAGUUGGAUUGAACUUGGGGGAAUUGUUCACCAAUUCUCUGCACAAGAUAGUACACACCCUCAGGUUACUGAGAUUUAUUCUCUGUUAAGUAGUUUGUAAAUUCCUAAUUUGAAGUUCUUCCAUCUUGGAUGUUGUAUGAGUUGGGGAGUGACUUGUGCAUUGUGGAUGAAAAGUGAAUUUUUUUUUUUUUUGGAAUCAUGAAAAGUGAAUUUUUUCUUAGCCAAGCCUAGCUCUAUUGAUAAGAAGUGGUCGAUGU